AUGAUUGAAAAGUUAGAAGACUGGCAGAAUAGAGGGUUGGAUGAAUUAUUGAGGGAAGCUCAGAAAGUCUACGUAAGGCGGGAAGAAGAGAGCAGCAAGCGACAAGUAAAAAUGAUGGUAGCAGCGGUCAGAGAGGAUCGCAAAGGGCGGACUGAAAUUAAAGUAAAAAAUCAAGAACUAACGGUGUCUGCCUAUCCUUUGACCGUGGAUGAUCAAAAACAAAUUAACCCCGAUGUCUGGUACUCUCCGAACACAAUUAGUAGACUGGAAAUCCCACCGAUUAAAAUCCAAAUUUCCGAACCCCACAUACCUGUGAGGGCCCUGGAAGAGCUCUUAAAAGAAUACCAAGUACAAACGGGAAACGUGCUGUUACAGUAUGUAGAUGAUCUGCUCGUAGCAGGGAAUAAUAAGGAGGAUACAAAAUACCCAAGUGGACCCCUCAGGAUCAAGAGCAGUUUGCCAGUCUCAAAAAGGGAGCUAAGUCAAGCACCGGUUUUAAGUCUCCCAGAUUUAAAGCGGCCAUUCCAUUUAUUCGUUAACAUACAUGAAGGAACAGCAUUCGGAGUAUUAACUCAGGAAUGGGCCGGACAAAAGAAACCGGUGGCAUACUUAUCAAAGCUGUUGGACCCUGUGAGCAGGGGUUGGCCGAGUUGUUUACAAAUCAUUGUUGCUGCUGCCUUAUUACUUGAAGAAACGAUUCGUAUUACCUUUAAUGGAGAAGUUGUCCUAUAUGCGCCUCAUAAUAUAAGGGGGGUGCUUCAACAAAAAGCAGAAAAAUGGCUUACAGAUAGCCGACUACUAAAGUAUGAGGGAAUACUCAUAGAAUCUCCAAAACUAUCCCUAAGGACUAUCGGAGCGGUUAACCCUGCAGAAUUUCUAUACCCAGGGGAAAGUACUGAGUUAGUACAUGAUUGUCUUCAAACGAUUGAACAACAAACACGAAUUCGACCAGACCUAGAAGAAGAGGAAUUACAACAUGGAGAAAUAAUUUUCAUAGAUGGGUCAUCUCGAAUAGUGGAAGAAACAGCUGUCCGGACUGCUGAGCGUGGAUGGACUCAUGCCAGUCGCAUUAAAGGCCCAGUGACGAGACCCCACUGGAAAACUCCCUUUCGGAAACAACUAAACACUGUGACUGAAUUUUCUUUAUCCAGGGAUCUAGAGUUGUCAGAAUCCAACGACCCCUUAUGGAAUCUAAUGCAAGCCUCUUAUCGUGCCCUUAAUGAAAGCAAACCAAAUUUAACUGAGGAAUGCUGGUUAUGUUAUAAUGUUAAACCACCAUAUUUUGAGGCAAUUGGAAAACCAGGUAGGAUUCAAUGGUCUAAUGGUUCAAACCCACGAGAAUGCCCAUGGGAUGACCAGAGGAACCAUACGCAAGGAAUUACUAUUCAAUUAGUAACAGGUCAAGGAAAAUGUAUAGGUACAGUGCCCAAAAAGUAUCAGCCUUUGUGCAACCGAACAGUCACUAACACCAAUAUAAAGAAACACAAGAAUCAAAAUGACAAAUGGGCUAUCCCGACACCAGGAGCUAAAUGGGUUUGUUCAGACAUCGGAGUAACGCCUUGCCUAUCCCUAAAUGUGUUUAAUCAAUCUCAGUUUUGCGUACAGGUGAUUAUUGUUCCUCGUCUGAUCUAUCACACCUCUGAGGAGGUGCUACGCCACUUUGAAGGAGACCUGAAUAGACAAAAACGAGAGCCAAUUACAGUGGUAACCCUAGCUACACUACUGAUAGCGGGUGGAGUUGGAGCAGGUACAGGCAUAAACUCCCUAGUAAAAAGUCAGGAAUUACAAAGUUUGCAGAUGGCUGUAGAUGAGGAUUUAGCGAAAAUAGAACAAUCUAUCCAAAAUUUAUCCACUUCAGUAAAGUCUUUAUCAGAAGUAGUGCUGCAAAAUAGAAGAGGAUUAGAUCUAUUGUUCUUAAAGGAAGGAGGGUUAUGUGUAGCUCUCAAUGAAGAAUGUUGUUCUUUUGCUGACCAUACGGGAGUAGUCCAGGAUACCAUGUCUGAACUCCGGAAAAGGUUAGAUCAACGUAAGAAGGAUCGUGAGGCGGGCAGGCCAUGGUAUGAAAACUGGUUUAAUGUUUCACCUUGGCUAACCACUUUGUUGUCCGCUUUAGCAGGACCGCUUAUCAUGUUGAUUUUGGGACUUAUAUUUGGGCCUUGUAUAUUACGCUAUAUUUUACACUUUAUUAAAGAACGGUUUGACAUAGCUAAACUGCUUAUUUUAACUACGAGGUCUGGGGCAAAAUAUAAGAGUGUAUCUAUUAAUGAGGAUGAAGAUUGUUGUGGAUGCGUUAUGCCACGUGAGAACUAUGCCUAUUGUAAUUGUGAGGUAUUACCUUGUGAGUGUUAUGAUAAAUGUUGGGAUUGUGGAAAAAGGUUUGCUUGCAGUGCCGAGAAUGAAAGUAGUGUUUAAUAAACAAUAAAAGGAAAAAAAAGAAAAAGGGGGGAUUGUAAGAAACUAUGGACUAGGGUAUUGUUUAUUAAGAUUUAUGUUAAGCCCAAUGUAAAGGUUAGGCAACAAAAGAUAUGAAAUCGCUUAUGCAAACAGCCACCAGACACCGCUUGUGUAAGAUAGGAUAACCGCAAUCGCUUACACAAACUAA
Messenger RNA from Falco peregrinus (peregrine falcon), 2602 nucleotides. RefSeq lists its product as uncharacterized. NCBI's taxonomy places the organism in Eukaryota, Metazoa, Chordata, Aves, Falconiformes, Falconidae. The record is from RefSeq and is a predicted model, not a curated record. The transcript has 5 exons. The coding region runs from base 1 to 2412 and encodes 803 amino acids.